Messenger RNA from Neohortaea acidophila, 1086 nucleotides. Its product is annotated as cyclin-like protein. Gene Ontology annotation, cellular component: transcription preinitiation complex; nucleus. NCBI's taxonomy places the organism in Eukaryota, Fungi, Ascomycota, Dothideomycetes, Mycosphaerellales, Teratosphaeriaceae. The transcript is spliced from 2 exons. Gene Ontology annotation, molecular function: TBP-class protein binding; RNA polymerase II general transcription initiation factor activity. The coding region runs from base 1 to 1086 and encodes 361 amino acids. The record is from RefSeq and is a predicted model, not a curated record. Gene Ontology annotation, biological process: transcription initiation at RNA polymerase II promoter; transcription preinitiation complex assembly.
AUGGUGCAAGCGUUGUCUCCCGGCGAACUACCGGAAGAGCAUAGGCAACCGGAGAAAUCGGACGAGUGGCAGCAGAAUCUGAACGUGAGGUUGAUUUGCCGCGAAUGUAGAGAUGAUCCCCCGUGGCUCGUGGAAGACCACGCAAGUGGCGACAUGGUGUGUGGCGAAUGUGGCCUGGUCUUGCAGGAGCGCUCCAUCGAUCAGAGCUCGGAGUGGCGUACCUUCUCCAACGAUGAUCAGGGGAACGAUGACCCGUCGCGUGUGGGAGAUGGCCCAAACUCGUUGCUGAACGGCGCUCAGCUCAACACCAACAUUGCUUUCGGUGACGGUGGCAUGCGCAGCAACGAUCUGUAUCGUGCGAACAACAAGUCCAACGUGGACAAGGGCAACAAGCAACUCCUGCAAGCAUACAAGCAAAUCGGAGCUCUCUGCGAGGGUUGGCAGCUGACCCCAUCCGUGGUGGACACCGCCAAGCACCUCUACAAAGACGCCGACGAAAGUCGAUUGUUCAAGGGCAAGAGCCAAGAAGCUCUCAUUGCUGGCUGCGUCUUCCUGGCCUGCCGCCGCAACAACGUCCCCCGGUCGUUCCGCGAAGUGAUGGAGUUGACCAAGGUCAGCAAGAAGGAAAUCGGCCGUACGUUCAAGCUGCUCGAGAAUUUCUUGAUGAAGCGCGAGAAGGUGCGAGAGGGCCAAACGUCGAUGCUGGCAGGCGGUGUUGUGGUCGCACUCGACACCUACAAAGGCAGCGGGACUGCCGACCCGGGCGAUCUUUGCGCACGAUACUGCAGCAUGCUCGACAUGGAUCAGAAGGCCGCCAACGUGGCUACGCUGCUCGCAGCCAAAACGAACACAACUGGAUCACUGGCCGGUCGCUCUCCGCUGUCCACUGCCGCCGCAUGCAUCUUCAUGGCCGGGCACCUUAUGGGCCAGCCCAAGACUGCCAAGGAGAUCCAGGCGGUGGCGGGCGUGAGCGACAGCACGAUCCGCCACGCGUACAAGCUGAUGUGGAACGACAAGGAGAAGAUCAUCACCGAGGAGAUUCUGAGCCGCGGUGCCGAUCCCGUGAAGCUGCCCCGACCUUCCUAG